This is a messenger RNA of Mizuhopecten yessoensis (Yesso scallop), 2930 nucleotides long. Its product is annotated as FMRFamide receptor-like. The coding region runs from base 1342 to 2871 and encodes 509 amino acids. The transcript is spliced from 3 exons. Gene Ontology annotation, molecular function: G protein-coupled receptor activity. Gene Ontology annotation, cellular component: membrane. Gene Ontology annotation, biological process: G protein-coupled receptor signaling pathway. The record is from RefSeq and is a predicted model, not a curated record. NCBI's taxonomy places the organism in Eukaryota, Metazoa, Mollusca, Bivalvia, Pectinida, Pectinidae.
AAUGGAAUUUGUCAUACAAAGUGACUGGUAUGAGCGAUCGUGAAUUGUCGGCAUUCUCUUGAGAAUCCACAGAGGCACGAGGAAGUCAACAGAUGCAGAUACAGAAAUGGCAACGGUGUUGCCUCGUGUCUUUACCUGGCCUACCUGUGCUUAACGAGUAUUGAAUACGAACAUCAUUUAACGGCUGAUUUCACAAAGAAGCCUUAUACGGGGAAACCUGCACUAAGAAUGGACGCUGUGUGCUGGAUAGAACGACAUGUCGAAACUGGAAUAUUUGACAGAAAUCGUGGAACAACGUGUUGAAACUAUAGAGCUUUCGAAAUAACCUGCAGCUAAAUACAACGCAAAUCUGUUCUAAAAGGGAAAAGCUGAGAAAUAAAUCGGGUCCACUUCAUGCAAAAGGAUUAUCAGUUGUCAUUGGUAUAUGAAAAGAGACAUUAUAAAAAUAAGAUUGUGCAUUGAAGUUAUUUAUGGAAUAUCUCACCAAAGACAUCAAUCACCUAUUGGUAACACAAAGAAAAUUGACGGAGGAGUUUUUUUGAUGAUUACCAGUAGAAUAUGAUAUUGACUGUGGCCGCUGUGUCAUCAACACGUCUCUGUGAUUAAGAUUUCAUUAUUUCUGCUCGAAAGGACUUCACCCAAUGAACAAUAAAAAUACAAUAUAGAAAAAUUGUCAAUGAACUUGAAAGGAAAUUCUCGUUAGUUAAGAGAAUAACCUCAGUCGACAUAAUGUGCACACUAUGACGAAGCAUUUUUUUUUCGAAAUUCAAUUAAACUUCAAAGCAGUGAAUCAGAUUCAGACUGGGAAGAGUUUUGAGUGUGACAAAGUACGUUUCUCUAGUCGGACAUCUAUGUGACCACAGAGAAACCCAUUUCUCUGUUUGAAUGCCAUCGUAAGGUCAAGGAAGGUGACAGAAGACAUUGUGAGAGAGGAGAAAUACUAUUUUGUGUUUGGCUGUUGUUGUGAAGUUAAAGGAAAAUUCCUUCUCAAAAGAUAUCCUUGUGAGGAGCGGGGAAAUCAUUCACCUUGUUGCAAGCUUUUGUAAAGCCAAGGAAACGUUUCUCUGAUAACAGCGUCGUUUUGAGGAUUUGAGGCACAUUCCUCAAGUGGAUGUCAUAAUGCUGUGUUUUAAUCAUGCUUUGAAUAGUUUUUAUGAAGAAACUGCAGCAGAAGGAAAAAGGCAAAGUGAUGAAUUUACAGGAAUUUGAUUCAAUGAACGGUGAUUUUCAAAUGAUUGGAAUGAAAACUUGUUUGAGUGGUUAGUGAACAUUUUUAUAAAUUCCAUAUUAUUAAUGGAGUUGAUUUUUUUUUAGGAAAAUUCUUCAGAAAAAAUUGUUAGUAUGCCGGACCAGAAUGACAACACUUCAGAUGAACAAUCGUUUUUGUCAGGACUGAAUUUGUCUGACUUAAACUUCCCAUUUCCUCUGAAUGGAUCAAUUGACCUGUCCAACUACCCGUUCACUGACUUCUUUGACGAUUUCAACUUGAAUGAAUCGCCAGGCAGUGAACUUGGUUACCAGAAGGAUAUGCUCAUGUAUUAUCUUAUGGGUAUCUGUGGUAUGAGCCUGUGCUGUUUGGGAAUUAUCGGCAAUAUUUUGUCUGUGAUCGUUCUUAGCCAGCGGCUGAUGAGAUCUUCCACAUAUUCCUACCUAUCUGCUUUAGCCUUAAGUGAUUCUUUCUUCCUCUUUAUGACUAUGUUACUUCUUAUCAAAGACACGAAAAAGCCCGUCAAAUCCGAGAUUCGAUGGAUGGAGCCUUAUUAUGUGUACAUGUUUCCAUAUGUCCACCCAACAGCUCUCACAUUCCAAGUCACGUCAAUAUGGCUGACUCUCGCGUUCACGGUAGACCGCUAUAUCAUGAUCUGCCACCCGUUUAAGGCAGAACGCUGGUGCAGCGUGUCCCGGGCAAGGAAAGUGAUUUGUGGCCUUGUUACUGCUGGUUUUUUAUAUAACAUUCCACGAUUUUUCGAAUAUAAAGCUGAACAAGAACAGUUCCAUCUACCCGCUGAUAUCAUUGCAAACUUUACAAUUCCCUCGCCACUGCUGAUCAAGUUGACAAAGUUUGGUUCAAGUAACCUCUUCCGGGAAAUCAUACAUUCAUGGCUCUAUCUCAUAUGUGUUGCCGGAAUUCCAUUUUUGGCCUUAGUAGUUCUUAAUACAUUUCUAAUAAGGGCUGUCCACGAGUCGCGUAAGAAAGGACUGCAGCUCAACUCAAAAGACAAGCGUAGGAAUGACACCACAAUAAUGUUAAUCGGUGUUGUGAUCAUUUUCCUAUUAUGUCAAGGGCCUGCUUUAGUGUCGCGAAUGAUUUGGGCGUUGGAUUUCAAUGCAGCUUUCACUUCGUUAUCGUGGUAUACAUUCAGCGAAGUGUCAAACUUUCUUGUCAUAAUCAAUUCUGCCAUCAACAUAGUGCCAUAUUAUUUUUUCGGGAAGAAAUUCAGACGUCAGUUUUGGCGAACAUUUUGCUCUUGUAUAUUGACAAAGGAAGAGAUUCGUCGCCUAGCGCGUAGCCUUAGUUUAACAGUAGACAAUCGCAGGGCCAGCAAUAUCAGUAAUCCACAGCACAUAACCCACUGUCGAGGAGGUAUGGGGGAGAAUGGGAAAAAACACAAGAACAGUAUCGCCGUACCACUGAUACCAAACGUCCAGCGGUCAUCAUUCGAGGAAUUAAAUGUUCCGCCAAUAGCAUACACUGGAAACCAUGACAGUUUCUCGUCCACUGGGUCGGGACAUGAACUUCCUGAUCCUGGUGCCUCUGCUGAACCAUGCAAGCUCAUGGUGAAUCUAGAAACGAACGGAAACUGUGAGAUGAUUAAACUCGAUACGACAGUCUCGUGUGACAAGUGUCAAAACUAUAACGCCAUAUUAUGACAAUGAAAACAAUUAAUGACAUGUAAUGAUAAUUAUGAUAUAUUUAUAUAUAUAUAUAU